This is a messenger RNA of Cucurbitaria berberidis CBS 394.84, 171 nucleotides long. RefSeq lists its product as uncharacterized. Lineage: Eukaryota; Fungi; Ascomycota; Dothideomycetes; Pleosporales; Cucurbitariaceae. The record is from RefSeq and is a predicted model, not a curated record. The transcript has a single exon. The annotation marks the transcript as partial.
UACAAGACAACCUUGACGGGUGUAGAGAUAGUGGAUGAAGGAGAAAAGGACAGUGAUGGAAAUGUGCUACAGGCGAGCCACGAGCGGUGCGAUGAAUGCGGUGGAAAGAUAGUAUGGGCGACGAAGGGGGAGUACCUCAUGAUUUGUGGGGAAUGCGGAGAGCCGCAGUGA